AUGGCAAGGUGCUCUUGGACAAUAUUGUUUCUUCUCUCUGCCCUUUUCCUUCAGACAGAGCAGACAGUGUUUAUAUCAGCUGAUGAUGCAAACACCGUUAUCAAGAGACAGAGACGUGCCAGUUCCCUACAUUUGGAGGAGGUCCUCCAAGGCAACUUGGAAAGGGAAUGCCUCGAAGAGAGAUGUACGCAUGAAGAAGCAAGAGAAGUAUUCGAAAAUGAUGAAAUGCUUAAAAUGUUUUGGGAUGCCUACUACGGUGGCAGAAGGUGCUCAUCGAGCCCCUGCCAGCACAAUGGUGUGUGUGAGGACAGCAUCCGUGGCUACACCUGCACCUGUGCUGAGGGCUACGAGGGAGAGAACUGUGCUUUUGCUAAAAAUGAAUGUCACCACCAACCGAAGGAAGGAUGUCACCAUUUCUGCUACCCAGGAAUUAAUUCCUACCAUUGUUCCUGUGCUGAUGGCUAUGAGCUUGGGAAGGACAAAAAACAGUGCAUUGCAUUAGAUCAAUGUGCAUGUGGCAGACUUCAAGACAGUGAUAAUCGGAUAUGUGGAACCAGGAAGAAAAGUGAUGAGCCGUUUCCCUGGCAGGUCCUGCUGUUAAACUCGGAAGGGAAGGGCUUCUGUGGAGGAGUACUGCUAAGAAGUAACUUUGUGUUGACUACAGCAGAAUGUGCCCUUCUGCACAGCCAUUUUGAAGUCAGGGUUGGCACUGGGCCUAAUGGAACAGAGAAGAUAACGCUAGUUCGUGAGAAACAUGUACACAUCCGCUAUGAUGAAGACACAGGCGAGAACGACAUUGCAUUACUACAACUCCAAGAGCAUGUUGAGUGCAACAGCCACCAGCUUCCUGUAUGCGCCCCUGAAAGAGACUUUGCAGAGCAUGUUUUAAUUCCAAAACUGCCUGGUACAGUCAGUGGCUGGAGAAUGGAAGGUGAUGAACUUCACAGGAUAAUUUUUUUUCCUGCUGAGGACUGCAAACAAACACUUAACAUAAGCCUCACAAACAGGCAGUUUUGUGGACACCUCCAGGAGGCUGUCGACAAACAACUGGCUGGAGGAAGUUUUUUAGUUACCAAAUAUAAGGACACUUGGUUUCUGACUGGUAUCCUGGGACCUUGGCCACUGGAAGACACUGACUGGGAAACAUUUCUAUUCACUAACACAGCAAGGUACAUGAUAUGGUUUAAACAAAAGAUGAACUAA
This is a messenger RNA of Nestor notabilis (Kea), 1203 nucleotides long. RefSeq names its product protein Z, vitamin K-dependent plasma glycoprotein (gene PROZ). Gene Ontology annotation, cellular component: extracellular region. Gene Ontology annotation, biological process: proteolysis; blood coagulation. Gene Ontology annotation, molecular function: serine-type endopeptidase activity; calcium ion binding. The record is from RefSeq and is a predicted model, not a curated record. NCBI's taxonomy places the organism in Eukaryota, Metazoa, Chordata, Aves, Psittaciformes, Psittacidae.